This is a messenger RNA of Trichoderma gamsii, 561 nucleotides long. RefSeq lists its product as hypothetical. The record is from RefSeq and is a predicted model, not a curated record. Lineage: Eukaryota; Fungi; Ascomycota; Sordariomycetes; Hypocreales; Hypocreaceae. Gene Ontology annotation, biological process: pyridoxal 5'-phosphate salvage. Gene Ontology annotation, molecular function: pyridoxal kinase activity. Bases 1 to 561 code for a protein of 186 amino acids. The transcript is spliced from 3 exons. Gene Ontology annotation, cellular component: cytosol.
AUGUCUGACUCAGUGGUGCUUGCGCCACGAGUAUUGGCGGUGGCCAGCCAUGUAAGCUGUCUUCAUGAGUUUCACAAUGAAGCUUUUUGGGAUGCUUCAUUUCAUGAGCUUGAGCUAAUUGUAUUGCUCUCGCAGGUUGUCUCAGGCAACGUGGGAAACAAAGUCGCCGUCUUCGUGCUCCAGUCGCUGGGGAGUGAUGUCGCCGCUCUGAACACGGUGCAGUUCAGCAAUCACACAGGUUACAAGCAGUGGACAGGGACGCGAGCCACGGCUCAAGAGAUUACCGACCUCUACAACGGCCUGAAGCAGUCGUAUCUGGAUGACUUUGACAUGAUGCUCUCCGGGUACAUCCCCGGCGCGGAGGGGGUCACGGCGGUGGGAAACAUUGCCAAGGGGCUGAAGGAUAAGUUUCAGCAUUCCCCGGGCAAGUUCUUCUGGGUGCUGGACCCUGUGAUGGGGGAUAAUGGGAAGCUGUAUGUGGCGCCGGAGGUUGUGCCCGCGUACAAGGCUCUUCUGCCCUAUGCGGAUUUGAUACUGCCGAACCAAUUUGAGGCCGAGUAA